Molecule: messenger RNA, 1650 nt
Organism: Trichophyton benhamiae CBS 112371
Lineage: Eukaryota; Fungi; Ascomycota; Eurotiomycetes; Onygenales; Arthrodermataceae
Product: C6 transcription factor, putative
Exons: 3
Coding region: 1-1650 (549 amino acids)
Source: RefSeq, a predicted model, not a curated record
AUGUCAGACGAAAACUCACCAUCAGCCGAAGACACUAUUGAAGAUGAAAAUUCCGUUCUAUUUGGAAUCGCCUCUCCCCUACGGGCUUAUUCUGGACGUAGGAAGCCAGUGGAAUGUGUAGGCGAAAUUUCGACUAUUAGGUGGCUGGGCAUGCUUCUGGUAAAGCUACAACUACCGAAUUUUAUGUCUGAAGAGAAUAUUAUGUCCAUGGCUUCAUAUGAUUUGUCCUGGAAGUUGGAAACAACUGCGAAGAUAGACGAUGUCAAUGAAAAAUGCAACUAUUUCUCCGGCGAGGUUGAACUCCCCCAGCUUGACAUGAUGCAUAAUCUGACUUCUUUACCACCCAAAGAUGUUGCUGAUCUGCUGGUAAAUGCCUACUUCACCACCGUUCAUCCUCUCUUCCCCGUUCUUCCAAAGGUAAGAUUCCUGUCUCGAUAUAAUUCCUACUACCACAACGGGAGCGACCCGCUUGGCGUUUACCCCUGGCUGGCUCUCUUAAAUAUGGUGCUUGCGCUCGGAUCUUUGUGGGCUCGUUAUACACAGAUACCGACAGGUGAAGUAGAGGACCAUAGCAUAUACUGUGCCAGAUCACAGGCUUUGGCUCAGGGGAUAGUCGACCCCCGCGGCUAUCCGGACACAUAUUCCUCAGCAUGGACAUCAGUCACCACUGCGCUGAAGUUUGCGUAUAAUCGAUCUCUCAAUGUACAAGCCACUGCCCCUGAACUCUCCGGAGAAUCCAAGCAGCUUGAAGCUCGCGUUUGGCACUCACUUCGAUCUCUAGAGCAGUUCCUCUGCAUACUCACAGGAUAUCCAUCUGAAUUUCAAGGUCAGCCAAUUCACAUUAGGCCGUUCCAAACUACUGAGCCACCUUUCAUCAGAAGUCCUCUUCCUCUGGCCAACUUCAAUAUCCUAGGUAAUACAUUAGACCUGGAACUCUCCGCCGUCUACUCCUUUGACGAGGAAUACCCAUCCAGCAAUUUCAUCACCGGGCUCCGACUAGAUGAAAUUGUAAACGAAGCCAUAACCUCUCUGUACGGCAUGAAGUCUCUCGAUAAUACAUGGGCACAUACGCAGCGCCUGAUAAGCGAUUUAGACAACAAGUUAAGCCAAUGGUACGCAAGCAUUGACCCUGGCUUCCCAUACACCGUCCAAUCCAUAGACCUCUGCGCUCCUCCCUCCACGAGCCUAACAUACCUGCACCUCCGCUACUUUAGCGCAAGGAUACUGAUCAACAGACCUGUUCUGUGUGAUCCGUCCGAACUAAUUCUAACCAUUCCUUACCAAUCUGAGGCGUCAAGGCAGAUGGACUCCGAUGCAGCUGUGCGUUGCAUAUCGGCUGCUCGACAGAUACUGCAGCUUCUGCCGCUGAACAUCGAUAUCGUCGAACUACAUGGCAAGACCCCCUGGUGGUGUAUACUGCAUUACAUAGUGCAGGCCAGUAGUGUGCUUAUAACGGAACUUUCGUUCGAUGAGCCCCAUUUACCGAUGGAAAUGGAUGAUAUUAUUAGCCAGUCGGACCUAGCUAUUCGUUGGCUAUCUACUCUCGCUGGGACAUGCGAGUCAGCUAGCAAGGCAUGUCAUUGUAUGAAUAGCCUGCACCAUCUUGCGCUGGAGAAGCGCGAGAGAGCUAGUCAGGGACACGGCCAGUGA